Molecule: messenger RNA, 3074 nt
Organism: Protobothrops mucrosquamatus (brown spotted pit viper)
Lineage: Eukaryota; Metazoa; Chordata; Lepidosauria; Squamata; Viperidae
Gene: TTLL6
Product: tubulin tyrosine ligase like 6
Exons: 14
Coding region: 59-2293 (744 amino acids)
Biological process (GO): protein polyglutamylation; microtubule cytoskeleton organization
Cellular component (GO): cilium
Molecular function (GO): tubulin binding; tubulin-glutamic acid ligase activity
Source: RefSeq, a predicted model, not a curated record
AUGACCAGUGAUCAAUUUGGCCAACUGUAAAUAUGAGAGUGUACGUCGGGCUGCCAAAAUGUGUGGGCUUCGGGAAGCAACUGAGAUUGAUGAAUGGACCUUGUAUUGGACAGAUUAUUCUGUUUCUCUGGAUCGGGUAAUGGAGAUGAAAAGUUAUCAGAAAAUAAAUCAUUUCCCUGGGAUGACAGAAAUCUGUAGGAAGGACCUUCUAGCCAGGAAUAUGAGCAGAAUGUUAAAGCUUUUCCCCAAGGAAUUCAACUUCUUUCCCAAGACUUGGUGUCUUCCUGCUGACUAUGGUGAAUUGCAGGCCUUUGGGAGAUCAAAAAAACAUAAAACCUACAUCUGUAAACCAGACUCUGGUUGUCAAGGCAAAGGCAUUUUCAUCACAAAAACUGUAAGAGAUAUCAAACCUGGGGAGGAUAUGAUCUGCCAGCUCUAUAUCUCAAAGCCAUUUAUUAUUGAUGGUUUCAAGUUUGAUCUUCGGAUUUAUGUGUUGGUGACAUCAUGUGAUCCAUUACGGGUAUUUGUUUAUGAGGAGGGACUUGCACGUUUUGCAACAUCUAUGUAUUCAGACCCAUCACAAAGUAAUUUGGACAAUGUCUGCAUGCACCUGACUAAUUAUUCAAUUAACAAGCACAGUGCUAAUUUUGUACGAGAUGAAGAUUCUGGUAGUAAGAGGAAGCUGUCCACUUUUAAUAAGUACAUGGAUCAAAAUGGUUAUGAUACAGGGCAAAUAUGGAAGGAUAUUGAAGAUGUUGUUAUUAAAACAUUGAUAUCAGCCCAUCCUAUCCUCAAGCAUAAUUAUCUCACUUGCUUUCCCAACCAUACCCUGUGGAGUGCUUGUUUUGAGAUCCUGGGAUUUGACAUCUUGCUGGAUCGAAAACUAAAACCAUGGUUGCUUGAGGUGAAUCAUUCUCCAAGCUUCAGUACUGAUUCAUGGCUGGAUAAAGAAGUGAAAGACCAACUAUUAUAUGACACUCUGGUAUUGAUCAACCUGGGAGCAUGUGAUAAGCGCAAAAUCUUGGAAGUAGAGAAACGACGAGGAAAAGAAAGGCUUCUCAAGCAGUGCCGUAAUCGCGAAGCCAGAGCCGAGGAAUUCAAGAACUGCCAGGCUAUGUGGCUUCAACAAGCAGAGAUCUAUGAAGAAAACAACACAGGAGGUUAUCGCCGAAUAUAUCCCAAUUCUGAUUCUGUCAGAUAUGAUAGGUUUUUCCAACAGAAUAGUUCACUUUUCCAGGAAACAGCAGCUUCCAGAGCCCGUGAAGAGUAUGCAAGGCAUCAGCUGCAGGAACUGCGUCUCAAACAAGAACAAAAAGUUACAUUGAAAGAAAAGAAGACUGAAUUCCCAGGAGAGUCCAGUGGAGAAAAAACAAAGAUUCCUAGGCCAAAGACCGUAAAUAGAUCAACUAUACUGCCAGUCUCUGUCCAGACUCAGAUUUGUUUAGAAUCUGGACCUGAGGCUGCUCUCCUGCUUGAACAUUUUUCGGAUGAACAAGAGCCCAAGAAAGAAGUGACUUGUGAAUCUUCAAGUAUUUCCUCAAAUAACAGCCCUGAAACAGACAGCCCGGAGUAUUCUGCAAAUUAUCCAGUGAGGCCUUACACUUCUGUGCCUGAUUUGACAUGGCAGAAUUCAUCCAGCACUCCAGAACAAUCUAAUUCCAGGCCAGAACUGAAGAAUACCAUUAAUAGUCACCAUUCUGCAACUAAUAUGAACAUUAAAACAAAAUAUCAACCACCAAAUGGAUUUACAAAAGCAUGCAGUAAACAAAACUCAUGUCAUCCUGACACACAUUUUCCAACAAUGAGCAAACAUCGUGUGAGGAGCAGAACUGCAAAAGACAGAGGUGUCUGUGAAACGCCAACUGUUAAAAAUUUCCACCCAUUUGGUGAAAUGUCUUUUCAGUAUCAUGUUGGAGAAAAAGCUUCAUCACACUCAGCAGUCAAGGCAAUCAGAAAGAACUUUUCUGAGAAUGGCAAGGGAAAAACAUCUUUCUUUAUUUCAGAAUUUUUCAGCAAAAAUUUUACAGCAUCUGAAAAGCAAUUAAAACAACUCUGUCAACUCCCAUCUCAACACUCCACCAAUCGAGCAAAAAGUGCUUCCCUUCCCAGAGAAAUCACAGGGACCAGAAGUGCUUCUUGCAAGAAGCCAGCAAAAUACUAUAAUAUUCACUUCAGCCUGCAGAAGCCAACAGUUCAGCAACACAACUUGCAAGAUUUGCUGGUGAUCUCACAGAUGAACAGCCAGACCACAAGAGCUAAUGACCCAAGAGUGAGAAGUAGUCCCUAUUCUUAAGGGUCAUAAUGAAUCCUUUGCAAGCACUGGAUAGCAUUAGAACCCAAAAGAAACAGCUUUCUAUUAAAGAGAACCCAGAACUAUUUGAACUAUUCAACUAUACAUUUUUCAAGCAUAAUUCCAUUGAAAGGAGCUUCCAUGCAGCUGAUGAAAUUUGAGCUAUGAAAUAAUAGGGUCUUUUUAGAGUAAGUGGAUCUGAAAAUAGCAGAAUGUCCUGAUUUUUCUGUUUCUUGAAGAAAUAUGCAGCUGCUAAUAGUUUUCUAAAUGAAAAAAUCCUCUCCUAUACAUUUUUAAGAAAAUGAAUGCUGCAUUAAGUGACUUUCAAAUGUAGAGAUGUGAUCUUUUGUACGACUCCCAGUCACGUAUUUCUGUACCUCUGCCUUGUUCUGUGUACUACAGAUUGACUCCUAAGAAUUGAACUCAAUCCAACAUAUGGUGGGGUGUGUUUUUUUCCUGAUUUUUUUUUUAAAUAAAAAAUAGCCUUGGAAGUUUCGGUGGGGAACUAAAAUGCUGCUUAACUGUUCUCCUCCAGUUAUCUAUUCAUUCAAACAUUUCCCCAUUCUAUUAUUUUACCUAUUGUGGAAAACAUACAGGUCUCAGCAGUAACUCCUAUUCCACCUUCUGUUUUCUAUUGCAGCUCCCAAAACUGCUUUUCAUUUUAAAUAAAAAUCGGGAAAGAACUAUGUGAUAGUUAAUAGUUCUAAAUAAAGUUUUUUAAAUGGCGAAGAUUCGUAUGCAAAGAGAUUUUGUGUUUCUCAGUGAAAUAAACCACGAAUUGAUU